Messenger RNA from Beta vulgaris subsp. vulgaris (sugar beet), 2152 nucleotides. RefSeq lists its product as hypothetical. Bases 179 to 1819 code for a protein of 546 amino acids. The transcript has 6 exons. Lineage: Eukaryota; Viridiplantae; Streptophyta; Magnoliopsida; Caryophyllales; Amaranthaceae. The record is from RefSeq and is a predicted model, not a curated record.
UAGGGUUUUGCGAAUCUCUUCACCUAAUUUUCACCCGUCUCUUCAAUUUUAUAGAAUUUUUUCCACAAAAGAUUCCUCCGAUUCUCGGAAUUCGCACUAGAUUUUCGAUUUCAAGUUCGAUUGCGAUUUUCAAUUUCAAAUUUUCGAUUUUGAUUUCAUCCAUUUUUGUGAAAUUUCAAUGGUACAUUUCGCGAGUUUCGAGGAGCGGCAACGGCAGAUUCGACCGCCGGGGGUUGCCGGAGAAAUGAUUUCGGUGAAAUUGGAGAUUGAAGAGUCUUUGGUUGAUGAACAUGGUCCUUUUAAUAAGAAGCAGAAACAGUCUUCGUCUGCUGAUCAGUUUCUUUCUGGAAAUAAUAUAUUUCCAGCCCCGCCUUCGCAAUACAAUCCACUUGAGGAGCCUAGUCCAUUGGGUUUGAGGCUGAGAAAGAGCCCAUCACUUCUUGAGUUAAUCCAAAUGAGGCUUUCUCAAGGCAAACCAUCUACUUCGGGAUCUGUCCCUGAUGAUGAUUCCAGAUCUCAAGAAAAAAGUAACACCAAAGGCAGUGCUCCUGGGGCUACGGACAAGCUCAAGGCUUCAAAUUUUCCUGCUUCCUUACUUAAGAUAGGCUGCUGGGAGUAUACUUCUCGAUAUGAAGGAGAUCUAGUUGCAAAAUGUUACUUUGCUAAGCACAAACUUGUUUGGGAAAUUCUUGAAGGGGGCCUUAAGAGCAAAAUUGAAGUCCAGUGGUCUGAUAUAAUGGGAUUGAAAGCAGACAUUCCAGAUGAAGCACCUGCAACCUUGAUCGUAGUGCUGGCACGUCAACCUCUUUUCUUUAGAGAGACAAAUCCUCAGCCAAGAAAACACACACUUUGGCAGGCUACUGCAGAUUUUACUAAUGGACAGGCUAGCUUACAUAGGAAGCAUUUUCUUCAGGUGCCUCAUGGCCUACUAAACAAGCAUUUUGAGAAAUUAAUUCAGUGUGAUAUGCGUCUUAGUUUCUUGAGCAGGCAACCAGAAAUAAAACUCGAUUCUCCAUACUUCGAUUCUCAGCCUUCUAUUUUUGAUGACUCAAAUGAAUGUAAAAACUAUAGUGUGAAUCAAAGAGAAACCAGCAGAGGACCUAGCACCUCUAUCUUUGAAGAUGUUGGAACACCUUCUGCAUCCCAGACAUCUUCUCUCUCAGUCAAACAAGAGGAUGCUGUUAAUGGAGCAUCUGAGAUUCUGUCUCGUGAGGCUACAUCCCCUAGCUCAGUGAUGGAUAUGCGUGUAAUGGAAGGUAGUACAAGUAGUCAAUCAGGCGAACUGAACGGCUCAAAAAGCGUUGAGCAGCUAAUCAUGCGAGGAAUUCGCCCGUCUAUGUCAAUGACUGAUCUUGUAAAUCACAUUGGAAAUUGUAUUUCAGAACAGAUGAGUUCUGAGAAUCCCGAGUGUACAGAAGGAGGAUCUGAGUCCCAUACUAAAAUGCUGGAGGAUAUUGCUCAACACCUGCUUGGUGACGUCCAAUUCACACCAUGCUCUGAUGAGAAAUCCCUCAUGUCGAGGGUCAACUCUUUGUGCUCCCUCCUCCAGAAAGAUGGCACUCCUGUUCAGACUUUCGAAGUAACAGAUGAGGCAAAGGACCUAAAAACUACUAGCUAUGAACCUGAGCUAAUGGAUCAGAAUACAAUUAAAGGUGACAUAAUUGCAGCUGAGGGUUCUGUUAGAGAUGUCUGCAAACAGGCACCAAGCAUGCCGAGAAUUGAUUCUUUUGGGGAUUUGCUUCACCACCUUCCUAGGAUUGCUUCACUACCGAAGUUCUUGUUCGACAUUUCUGAAGAUGGGGAUAAUCAAGCACGGUAGAUCCUGAAGUGUACUAUAUUCAUUGAUUAUGGCUUAUGGUAUUGCAGAUUCUCUCGAGAUUUGGGACACAAGAAGCGCUGCUUUGUCAUCUCAUAUGGAAACAGAAAUUGUUGUAUUGCACCUUGUAUAUUAUUGGGAUUCAGAAAUUUGGUUUGAUGAUGAAUCCCGGUAAAUAACUGUAUAAAGAGUAACUAACAGACACACGGGGAUAGAUUACAGCUUCUUUUUUUAGUUUCUUGGCUGCAAAUGUGAAUGUAGCUUUCUUUUUAUACAUGUAUUUCUUAGAAUCUCAACUUGAGAUUCGUGGCGCAUCGAUCGUUAAAUGUUCUGGAA